GCGCACACGCGAGCAUCGGCGCGCCCGUUCACGUGCGCGCGCGCGCGGUCAAGUGUCGAGUCAGUUGAUUUCUGGUGCGGGCUAUGAGGAGCGCGUGGUGAGGGCGGACUUCACCGCAGCGCGCGCAAGCAUGCCCAGGGCUUUUCUCAUCGCCAGGAGGCGAUACGGCGCCGACGCUGCCGCCGAGGAGCUCGAGGACGUUGCCAGGGAGUACAGUCCCGAGCGCGGGGUGCGCCUCGCGGACUACGGCGGCGGCCAGCAGCCGACGUCGGACGGCGCGAGCGACUGCAGCGUGGGCAGCGACAGCUCGAGCGAGUGCCCCGACGAGCUGUACAACCUGACGAAGCUCGCGGAGGUGAGCCUGGCCGCGGCGGCGGGCACGCUCGUCCACCCGGCGCAGCGCUGCGACUCGGAGGCCGAGAGGACGCGGGCCUUCUUCGAGAGGAUCGAGGCCGAGCGCGAGAGCCUGGUCGAGCUCAAGUCGCGCGGCCCGGGCGAGCGCGCGGACGGGCCGGCGGAGGGCGGCGCGUGCCCGGCCGAGUUCAAGGCCGAGGAGCAGCGGCGCGAGCGCUCGGCCGCGCCGGCCGGCGACGCGCGCUGCGCCAGCCCGGCGGCCGCCCAGCAGGGCGACGAGGAGCACGAGUGCCCGGACUGCGGCAAGAAGUACUCGACCUCGUCGAACCUCGCGCGCCACCGCCAGACGCACCGCUCGCUGGGCGACAAGAAGGCCCGGCGGUGCCCCCACUGCGACAAGGUCUACGUCAGCAUACCGGCCUUCAGCAUGCACGUGCGCACCCACAACCAGGGCUGCAAGUGCCACUACUGCGGCAAGUGCUUCUCCAGGCCGUGGCUGCUCCAAGGGCACAUUCGCACGCACACCGGCGAGAAGCCAUUCAAGUGCACGAUCUGCAACAAGGCCUUCGCCGACAAGUCCAACCUGCGGGCGCACAUCCAGACGCACUCGAACACCAAGCCGCACGUGUGCCAGCGCUGCGGCAAGGCUUUCGCGCUCAAGUCCUACCUGUACAAGCACGAGGAGUCGUCGUGCAUGCGAGCGCACCACUUGCAGCAGAGGUCGUCGAGCGCGACCGCGAGGGAGGCCUCCAAGAGCCCGUCGUCCACGCCCACCUCCGUCAUCGUGCCGCCCAGAAGCUCGGCUUUCGCCACGGUCGUCAAGCACACCGGUCCCGAGGCGACCGCUCACCUGCCCGGCAAAGACCUACUGUCGCGGAUGGUUAUCAGAACCUCGGUCAUCUCGCCGAAUCCGGAACAUUUGGCGAGGUUCGCCGAGAAGAAAGCUAGCCAGCAGAACCUUUUGGAUCUCAAUGAUCCCAGUCGAGUUUCGGCCUUCUCGAGGCCGCAAUCGAUCACUUUCAAUUUGGCUAUCGCUUGAGGAUCCUCUCGCUUUCUCGAGUGCGCCGCCAGAAUUGCGCUUGAAACUUGCGAUUGAUUGCUUGCGUUUUCGCGACGAGUCAUAUUCCAGCUUUCGUAUCCUAAUAGGGACCACUUAGACGACACAAUUUGUUGUGUUUUAACGAUGUAAAAGUGACUUUCCGCCAACAAACAGACAAUGAAACUGUUUCGCGCGAAAAAAUGAAUGAAAAUCAAGUGAUGUUUGUUUGAAGCGUCGUCGAGUCAAAUCUUGCAUUCUGUAAAUAUAAAUUUUAAGAGCAAGCCUUUAUCUUCUUUUCUCUCGUUUUCUUUUUUAAUCUAAGUGUAUGGUUAAUUUUAAUUGUACUUUGCCAAAGGUGCUCAUUUUUCUUCGCAGUGCCAUAUCUAAGUAGCGAGUAGAAGAUUGAAUAUAUAUAUAGCGGUACGAGCUUACGUUUCUUACUUUUCUGUUCUUUUCUUUUUUUUUUAUUGCCCACGUUAUGGCAGCUUGAGAUGUAUAAAUACAAUGCGAAUAUAAUUCUAGUUUGUGAGUUUUCACCACUUGCACGCUCGUCAUAAACGCGGAAUGCAAAUUUUCCGUGAGAAAAACAACUGCAAUAAAUUUUAGGUUGCUCUGUAUUUCUUUUCUUUUCAUUUAUAAUCUCGUUUCUUUUCUUUUAUUUUUUUUUAUGGGAUCGCUCUUGUAGGCGAUAGAGUGUAUGUGCUAGUCAAACUCAUCUUGCGAUCUUUCGAUGCCCAAAUCGUAAAAUUUGACUUUGACUUUAGGCGUCGGCUUACGUCGAAAUUCAACGAAUGCAGUGUACAUACGGAAAAAAAUUGUUGACGUUAUUUUGUGCUCGAUUGAACAUUAUAUACACACAUGCACACCAUCGAACUGACAAAGAAAACAUACGAUAGGAAGCAUAGCGGGACAAUGUAAAGAUUACCCGCAAGAUCAAGAUGAUGUUAUUUUUGAUAUUUAAAAUUAAAAUGUCCUAGAAACUUAAUCGACGGAUCAGAUGUGUAUGACCUAGUCAAAUAUCGAACAAUAAAACCAAUUUUCGUUUUGUUUUACUUUUCCUCACAAGUUUCAACUGAAAAAACAUGCUUGCAAAAAUGUAAACUUAUUUGUAGUUUUGCUUUUUUCUACGACGACCGCUCAAAUUGCUUGAUUCGAUUGUGACAGCUACAACUUGUAACUGUACUCAAUACAGCGUAGAAUGCUCAACAUUGUCGAUUGUCCUCUGAAAUUAUAAUCAACCAUUUUUUGCUAUACCUACGCUAAAGAUAAAAAGAGAAAGUCUGCUUGAUUAGAUUUAGCCAUACCAAAAAAUUUACUUCAGUCUGUUAUAUAUAUUUUUUGAUAAUAUAAAAUUAUAAGAAAAUUAUCAUUGUAUAUAUGGCAUUCCCUUACGGUACUAUGAUGUAAUUAUAAAGCGAGUCGUUUAAUUAUUACAUUUGUAUCCUAAACUAUGACUACAUCCUACACAGAGAGUGCCUUAAACUUUUUACCAACUUUUCUAUGACUUGUUAGAAAAACUUAUCUGCGAUUGUUAAAUAAAGAAGUUAUAUAUCCGAAA
Messenger RNA from Phymastichus coffea, 2951 nucleotides. RefSeq names its product transcriptional repressor scratch 1-like. Gene Ontology annotation, biological process: regulation of DNA-templated transcription. The transcript has 4 exons. The record is from RefSeq and is a predicted model, not a curated record. Lineage: Eukaryota; Metazoa; Arthropoda; Insecta; Hymenoptera; Eulophidae. Gene Ontology annotation, molecular function: DNA-binding transcription factor activity, RNA polymerase II-specific; RNA polymerase II cis-regulatory region sequence-specific DNA binding. Bases 131 to 1393 code for a protein of 420 amino acids.